CGUCGAGAAAUUUCCGUACAAGUUUCCGAAGUCACACCUGGGGUCCGAGGAGAACAAUGUCUGGCGCACAGAAUGGCUCCAGAGAGCCCAACGAAAGGGAUGCCCUAAUCAACGACACUAGUCGAAUCAAUUCAAGCCUGAUUCCACGCCAUAAACGUAGGCCCUGGGCUCACUGGCCUGUGAGAGUUGUUCACUUGACAUGGGCUACUCUUGUACGAGAUUACGUUAAUUUACUACUAAUCUUCGUUCCACUCGGUAUUAUUGCUGGCGCGUUGCAUUGGGAUAGUACGGCCGUUUUCACGCUGAACUUCCUAGCAAUCGUGCCGUUGGCAUCUCUCUUAAGCUUUGCGACCGAGGAGCUAGCAGCUGCAAUGGGUCAGGCCCUAGGCGGACUGAUGAAUGCUACCUUUGGCAAUGCGGUUGAAUUGAUCGUAAGUUCCAUUCGACCUUUGACUGUUUCCCGAGAUUUUGAUCUGAUAACUUGGGGCACUGGUAGGUCAGCAUUAUCGCUCUGAAAGAUGGGCAGAUCCGUGUGGUUCAAGCCAGUAUGCUCGGUAGCAUCCUAUCCAAUAUCCUCCUAGUGUUGGGAUGCUGUUUCCUUGUCGGAGGACUACGUUACUCCGAGCAAUCCUUCAACACUACAGUGGCAUCGACCAUGUCAUCCCUAAUGACCGUUGCAUCCGCUUCGUUGAUCAUCCCUGCAACACUAUACGCUUCUCUGUCUUCAGCCAAGGCUAACAGAGAUAAAAACAUCCUCAUUCUAUCGCACGGCACUGCUAUCAUUCUAUUGAUCCUCUAUGUGAUGUAUCUUUACUUCCAGCUCAGGUCGCACGCAUCCUUCUUCGAGGAGACAUCUCCAGACGCGGAAAAUCAAGGCGGCGCUGAGACAGAGGAUGAGGAAGAACACAUUCUUUCCCCGUGGGCCGCCAGCGUUGCCUUGGUUGUGGUGACGAUUCUCGUCGCCGUAUGUGCUGACUAUCUUGUCGGCAGCAUUGAUAGCAUCGUGGAGAAGACGGGAAUGAGCCGAACCUUCAUUGGUCUGAUCCUGAUUCCCAUCGUAGGGAAUGCUGCAGAACAUGUGACAGCGGUUGUCGUCGCUUGGAAGGGAAAGAUGGACCUUGCCAUCGGGGUCGCCAUCGGCAGUAGUUUACAGAUCGCCCUAUUUGUCACUCCCUUCCUCGUUAUUCUGGGGUGGAUUCUGGAUGUGGAUAUGACUCUCCAUUUCCAUAUCUUCGAAACCGUUGCCUUUUUUAUCUCUGGUUUAGUUGUAACGUUCCUUAUCCAGGAUGGGAAGUCGAAUUAUCUUGAAGGUGGAAUGUGCCUGGGAAUGUACAUUAUAUUGGCACUGGCAUUCUAUGUAUACCCGGAUGAGGCCACCGACGACGCCUUGUUCCAUGCAUAAACGGGCCUGAUGAGAUAAAAUAUAUCUUCCAUUUUAACCUUUUAACAGAUACCAUUGAACGCACGACGUGCCGUCCCCCACUCUCUUUUUUACUUUUCUCUUUUCACUCUUAGUCUUUCAAAGAUGGAGGGGGAUACGAUGAGAUACGCUAUCCUCUUCAGAACAUCCGUCCCAAUUCUCCUGUCUCUCCUUGUGAUUUUCAUUUCUGUUCUAACUGUACUCGAAACGCUCGCGGACUCAGUACCAUUUACGUUUCUUAUACGGUAGCCAAAGGACUCGCACUGCCGGUCAGUCACUUUAGUCUAUGCUAUAUGUAUGACUCGUUAAAAAUCGACACUCGAUGGUCGGGCUGGGCUGCUUUGUCUAAUUUUGUAUUCUCUUGGUCAUGGGAUGGUUGGACAUAGUAAAUUGAUCUGGUUCUCAGGUUCAUGUAGUUCUAAGAUCUAAUCGGAACCGACAUAGACAGAACUAUGUAAUUCAUUCCCUCUUUUCCAAUAAAUGUAUGACUUCAUAAUAUCUCAAAAGCCUGACAAUUCUUGGCGGUGAUGACUAAGCGACUGUGGAGAGGAAAAUCGUUCGCCGGUUUCCAGGCGCAGCGGCCGGA
This is a messenger RNA of Aspergillus alliaceus, 2006 nucleotides long. RefSeq names its product Sodium/calcium exchanger protein-domain-containing protein. Lineage: Eukaryota; Fungi; Ascomycota; Eurotiomycetes; Eurotiales; Aspergillaceae. The record is from RefSeq and is a predicted model, not a curated record. Bases 548 to 1402 code for a protein of 284 amino acids. Gene Ontology annotation, biological process: intracellular calcium ion homeostasis; calcium ion transmembrane transport. Gene Ontology annotation, cellular component: fungal-type vacuole membrane. The transcript is spliced from 2 exons. Gene Ontology annotation, molecular function: calcium:proton antiporter activity.